Molecule: messenger RNA, 2304 nt
Organism: Vigna radiata var. radiata (mung bean)
Lineage: Eukaryota; Viridiplantae; Streptophyta; Magnoliopsida; Fabales; Fabaceae
Exons: 3
Coding region: 503-2068 (521 amino acids)
Molecular function (GO): glycosyltransferase activity
Source: RefSeq, a predicted model, not a curated record
UAUGUAAAUUUAACUAUAUCCGAGAAGAAGCCUCCUAGGUAACGGCGUGUUCUUAUUCAGACGCGGCUGACGAAGUUGACUGUUGCCUGCCAGAUUUGCUCCUACCACAGCCAGCCAAAACCAGCCUCUCACUUUCCUUACCAAAUCAAACAUUUCAUCUUUCUUUUUAACUUGUUUUUCCACCCACAAUCCUUCCUUUUCACGCUUCUCUUCUCUUUCCUUUUAUUCCUUUCUUUCAUUCCUUCCCCCUGUCUUCCUCAUACCAUCAAAACCAAACCACCUUCUUCUUCAUCUUUAUCUUCAUCUUCUCUCUCAACAAACAAACAAAUACCAUUUGCCUAACACACUGGUUUUGUUUUGCCUUCUGCAUCUUCCUACUUUUUCUGUUCUUGUUUUGUGUUGUUGUGCACCCAUUUCAACUUUUUAAGCUUUUCCCUCUCUCUCAACUUCGUCAUACCACCAAAAGACAUAAUAAAGACUGUAGCUUUGCUUUGACAACAUCAUGGUACACUACCACCGCUCUCAUCAACCCAGAAAGCCUAAUGCAGACUCCACCAGAGAUGAAGACUCACACACCAUCAUCACCUUGGAUUGCUCAACCUCUUCCUACUACAUCAAGAGAACCAGGCCAAAGCUCUUGUCUUUUCUCCUUCUCAUCACCUUCCUCUCUUGCUGCUACGUCUUCGCUCCUCUUUUCCUUCCCACCUCCUUUUCUUUCUCUCACUUUUACUCUCCCGCUAUUCCAAGUCAUGGGAACUCAGAUGGGGUUGAUGUAAAUGAUUCUACUUGCUCCUCUGUUUCUGCUGGAACUAUUUGCUGUGAUAGAAGUGGUUUUCGUUCUGAUGUCUGUGUGAUGAAAGGUGAUGUAAGAACACACUCUGCUUCGUCUUCGAUAUUACUCUACAAUCGGAGGAGCAGCGAUAAUGUUUCUGUUGGAGAGGAACUCCAACAUGAAAAGAUCAAGCCAUAUACUCGAAAAUGGGAGACGAGUGUUAUGAAGACCAUUGAUGAAUUGAACCUUAUCUCAAAGAAGGUAAAUGAUGUUGGUGGCUGCGAUGUCCAACACGAUGUUCCAGCAGUGUUCUUCUCUAAUGGGGGCUACACUGGCAAUGUUUAUCAUGAAUUCAAUGAUGGAAUCAUACCCUUGUACAUUACUUCACAGCAUUUCAAGAAGAAGGUCGUGUUUGUGAUUCUUGAAUAUCAUAGUUGGUGGAUCAUGAAGUACGGGGACAUUCUUUCUCAGCUGUCUGAUUUUCCACCAAUUGAUUUUAGAGGAGACAAUAGAACUCAUUGCUUUCCAGAAGCCAUAGUUGGUCUCAGAAUCCAUGAUGAGCUAACUGUGGAUUCUGCAUUGAUGAAGGGUAACAAGAGCAUCGUUGAUUUUAGAAACCUUUUGGACCAAGCUUAUUGGCCUAGGAUCAGGGGUUUGAUUCAGAAGGAGGAAAGAAAAGCACAAGAGAAAUCAUCAGAAACCUCUGAACAACAGUAUAUUGAGCAACAAGUGCAAGAAAAUCCAAUGAAAAAGCCAAAGUUGGUUAUUCUUUCUAGAAGUGGGUCAAGAGCCAUAACCAAUGAGAAUUUGUUGGUGAAGAUGGCUAAGGAAAUUGGGUUUAUGGUGAAAGUCUUAAAACCAGACAGCACAACAGAAAUGGCCAAGAUUUAUAGGACUCUUAAUGCAAGUGAUGUCAUGAUUGGUGUUCAUGGAGCAGCAAUGACUCAUUUUAUGUUUUUGAGACCUGGCUCUGUGUUUAUACAAGUUGUUCCUCUUGGAACCACAUGGGCAGCAGAAACUUAUUACGGAGAACCUGCAAAGAAGCUUGGCUUGAAAUACAUUGGUUAUGAAAUUCAUCCUAGAGAGAGCACUUUAUAUGAGAAAUAUGAUAAAAAUGAUCCCAUUCUAAGAGACCCCACAAGCAUUAACAAGAAGGGGUGGGAAUACACAAAAAAGAUCUAUCUUGACAGCCAAAAUGUCAUAUUAGACCUCGGAAGAUUCAGAAAAAGGUUGCAUCGAGCUUAUAACUAUACACUCUCCAAAUCAAAACUCAAUCUUCAGCACCAACCAUUGUGAUUUUCAAUGGUUUCAUCAACCAUAUUCAUUCUUUAAUGUGUAAAGUAGUUUAUUUUUUUUUCUAAAAGUAUUGAUCAUACUUAUCAAGGCAACCUGCAAAGUUCAUAGUGCGACCUGCUGUGUACAGCAAGCAUAUAGAAAUGUAUACCAAGAUAUGUAAGUAAAAGCUAUAAUUUGUGAUUCCCUCACUUUUGUGCGAAAAAAGUUUUUCUAAACAUUGGUCACUUCACAUUCAA